AUGGGAUAUCCAUUCGAGAUAACUCUUUUCAACGCUUAUAGAGAAGAAAUCCGGAGAGAAUUCACAUUCCAUGAUAAAAUUGUGGCUGAGUUGGAGAGCAGGAACUUCCAUGGCAAUCUAAUUGAGCCACUUCUCGUCUUUGACCGACGGAGAUGGCUGUUCCCCACCCAGCGUGAGCGGUCGUGCGAGAAGGAACUUUCGUUGUCUGUUUCUGAGUCACGAACCUUCACUUCUAUGGUGCUCAAGGAAACUAUCGUGAUGUAUGCUGUGGACGACAUCUCAGCGUCGUAUUCCACGUACCUACAACGGGCUAUCAAUUUCUUUACGGAUCGUCACUCCAAUGUCGUAUUUGUGGUGACCUCCGACAACGUCUCCCACACACAGCGUCUGUUUGACGGUCUCGCUGUACGGAACGCUUAUGUUUCUCAAGGUACUGAAGCUGGUGACCUGUGUCUGCUCACACGCUGCAACCAUAGCAUCAUCACUUUUGGAUCCUACAGUUUCUGGUCAGGUUACCUGAGUCCAGGCAUCAGCGUUUACCCACACCUCACAUACACUUCAUUUGACUACUUAUUCUCGAAGUCUUUCUACGAGGCUGCUCACUUAUAUGACUUCUUGCCAAUCAUAUUUCGGUGAAUAUAAUGGAUAGUUAGCCAGAUUCAACUACAUAUA
Molecule: messenger RNA, 672 nt
Organism: Hyalella azteca
Lineage: Eukaryota; Metazoa; Arthropoda; Malacostraca; Amphipoda; Hyalellidae
Product: galactoside alpha-(1,2)-fucosyltransferase 1-like
Exons: 5
Coding region: 1-636 (211 amino acids)
Biological process (GO): carbohydrate metabolic process
Cellular component (GO): membrane
Molecular function (GO): galactoside 2-alpha-L-fucosyltransferase activity
Source: RefSeq, a predicted model, not a curated record